AACAAGUUAGUCUCAAUACAUCUGUCAUGAGGAGGCUUGUUCAAAAUCUGACCAAGCUAAGAGAACUCCGUCUUGAUGGUGUUCAGAUGUCACUUGUUUUGCUUGAUUCUUUGAUGAAUCUGUCCUCUUCUUUGACAGUCCUUAGUCUCAAUGGUUGUGGAUUGCAUGGCAACUUACCGUAUAACAUUUUCCGCCUACCAAACCUAAGGGAGCUCAGUUUAAUUUGUAAUCCUGAACUCAGAGGGGCUUUCCCAACGACAAAUUGGAGCAAUCCCUUGAUGUUUUUGGAUGUCUCUACCACAGGUUUCUCAGGACCAUUGCCAAAUUCCAUUGACAAUCUAAAAUUCUUAAAGCAUUUGGGAUUAUCUCAGUGCAAUUUCAAUGGCUUGAUACCUGCGUCAUUUGGUAACCUUACGCAAAUUACUGAAUUAGAUUUAUCAGGUAACAAUUUUGUUGGUGAGUUGCCAUCAUCACUUUCAAACCUCAAGAACCUGUCUUUCUUGAAUCUCCGAUGCAACAAGUUAAGUGGAUCAAUACCCGAGUCCUUUGGAAACCUCACGAAAGUUACUUAUUGUUACCUUUCAUCUAACAGCGUCAUUGGCCACAUUCCAUCAUCACUCUCAAAUCUAAAGGAUCUCACUUUUCUGGACCUCGGAGGCAACAAUUUUGAAGGUACACUUCCAGAUUUUUUGACCAAGCUCACAAAACUCACAAAUUUAGACUUAAAUUCUAACCACCUUAUUGGUCAAAUUGGUGAAUUCCAAAACGCCAAGUCAUUGGAGAUUCUUUUGUUAUAUAAUAACAGGCUAAAUGGCUCUGUUCCAAAGUCAAUCUCAAAUCUGGUGAAACUUCAGAAGCUUGAUAUUUCUUCAAAUAAUCUGAGUGGCACUAUAGAAUUUGAUAUGUUCUCAAAGCUCAAUGAAAUCGAUUUUCUAGACCUAUCCUAUAACAGUCUGUCUUUGAGCAUCAACAACAAUUUAAAGUAUACCUUCCCCAAACUUAAAUACUUGAAACUAGCAUCUUGCAACAUAAAUAAAUUUCCAUACUUAAGAACCUUGUUCUUAGACACCUUAGACCUAUCUAACAAUAGGAUCAAAGGCCAAGUCCCAAAAUGGAUGUUUAAAGAGCUAGGGAAUUUGAAAUCAUUAAAUCUUUCUCAUAACUCUCUGACAAGUAUAGAGCAAAUUCCAGGAGAGAAUUUAGAAAAUCUUGAUCUUCAUGCCAACUUUCUUCAAGGAACUUUUCCUGUUCCACCAUCUUCCGUGGUUUUCUUUUCUAUCUCAAACAAUAAAUUGACCGGGGAAAUACCUUCUUCAAUUUGCAAUCUAACCCUCCAAAUCCUUGAUAUCUCCUUUAACAAUCUAACUGGUACGAUUCCACGAUGUUUGGGAUACUUGAGUGAUUUUCUCUCGGUGAUGGAUUUGCGAACAAAUAGAUUCCAUGGAACCAUCCCUGAAAUGUUUGCAAAGUGCAAAAGCUUGAGAACUCUUGUCUUUAAUCACAAUCAAUUGGAAGGGUCAUUACCACAAUCUUUGGUCAAUUGUAAAAAGUUGGAAGUUCUAGACUUUGGAAAUAACAAAAUAACUGAUUCAUUCCCCUAUUGGUUAGAAGCGCUUCCAAAGCUACAAGUUCUUGUCUUGAGGUGCAAUAGAUUUUAUGGAUUGAAAGCUAUAAAAACAGUAAAUGAAAAUGAAGUUUCAUUGAAAUAUAUUGGGGAAGACUAUUACCAAGACUCAGUAAUGGUGGUAUGGAAAGGGCAUGAACGUAAGCUAGAGAGAAUCUUAACCAUCUUCACUACCAUUGACCUCUCAUGCAACAAGUUCCAUGGGAAAAUUCCAAAAGUACUUGGAAAACUUCAGUUUCUUCGAGAGCUCAACCUCUCCCACAAUAGCCUAACUGGCUAUAUCCCAUCAUCGUUGGGAAAUUUGUUGCUACUUGAAUCCUUAGACCUCUCUUCAAAUAUGCUCAAUGGCUCCAUUCCAAUGCAAUUAACAAGUUUAACAUUUUUAGCUGUUUUAAACCUUUCACAAAACAAACUUAUAGGACCCAUACCUCAAGGCCUACAAUUUAAUACAUUUCAAAACAACUCAUACAUUGGGAACAAAGGAUUGUGUGGAUUUCCAUUGUCGAAGAAAUGUAGGAUUGUUGAGCCACCAUCAUCUGAAGAGGACAACGAUUUAAAGUUUACAAGUGGAUUUGGUUGGAAGGCGGUGAUGAUGGGGUAUGGAUGUGGAUUCGUGUACGGGAUAGCUAUGGGAUAUCUUGUUUCCAAGUCUAGAAAACCUCAAUGGCUUGUAAGCUUGGUUGGGAUAUCUUGUUUCCAAGUCUAGAAAACCUCAAUGGCUUGAA
Quercus robur (English oak) is the source of this 2349-nucleotide messenger RNA. RefSeq names its product receptor-like protein 33. The transcript is spliced from 3 exons. The coding region runs from base 27 to 2330 and encodes 767 amino acids. Gene Ontology annotation, molecular function: protein binding. The record is from RefSeq and is a predicted model, not a curated record. NCBI's taxonomy places the organism in Eukaryota, Viridiplantae, Streptophyta, Magnoliopsida, Fagales, Fagaceae.